AUGGGGGGAGCGAGUUCAUCGCUGAGGCUGGUAGGCGCGCUGCCAUCGGACGUGCAUGGGAUGAUGUACGAGCACCUGAUCUCUCCGCGCAACCUUGUGUGGACCAUGGACGAUGCUGCGGUGACCGCGGGGAUGCUGAUCUCGGUGUGCAUGGAUGUGCGGGAGGGCUUUGCCCGUGGGCUAUGGGCGAGGCUGAGGAGUGUGUUGCCUUGUCCUCGGGGGCAGCAGCACGGAGUUGUGGAUAUGAGGGGGUUUAUCCGUGAGGUCGGGAUCAAGCGGGUCCGUGGAGGGUCCUCUCUUGAUGAGAGGGUUGUGUCGUAUUUCGAGGAGAGGCCCGAUAUGCUGAUGAACCCGAUCCAUCCACUGCAGCGGAGGGUGACGACGUGCGGGGAGAAGAUGUUCUACUGGAGGGCGAGGAGGACGUUCAAGCUGGAGGAUGGGGCCCUCAAGGGUCUUGUGUGGAGGACAACGGAGCGGAGGCACUGGGGAAACUGCAGCAGCUACCGGGAGAUCCGGCGUGUUGCGAGGGAGGUGCAUGAGCUUUAG
This is a messenger RNA of Guillardia theta CCMP2712, 546 nucleotides long. RefSeq lists its product as hypothetical. Lineage: Eukaryota; Cryptophyceae; Pyrenomonadales; Geminigeraceae. The transcript is spliced from 2 exons. The record is from RefSeq and is a predicted model, not a curated record. Bases 1 to 546 code for a protein of 181 amino acids.